Molecule: messenger RNA, 2851 nt
Organism: Odobenus rosmarus divergens (Pacific walrus)
Lineage: Eukaryota; Metazoa; Chordata; Mammalia; Carnivora; Odobenidae
Gene: LRRC49
Product: leucine rich repeat containing 49
Exons: 16
Coding region: 300-2360 (686 amino acids)
Molecular function (GO): protein binding
Source: RefSeq, a predicted model, not a curated record
AUAGCUACCGAGGCGGCCGCCCUCUUCCCGGUCUCCUCCUCCCCACACUCCGGCUCCUUUUGUACGAGGCGAGGAAAGUAGGACGAGGAAGUGCGGACGCACCGGACCCGGGCAAACAUCACCGGAGGCUCUAUCGACCGGGUUGGCCAGUUGAUUUAGGAGAGGACCAGACCGGAAAUGGUCGUCUCCAUGGUAACCCCUGAGCGGGUUGCCUGGGAGAUGACCCCUUUCUGUCUCUGAGUCUCCGGUGUAUCGUCGCUUCUAAGGCAGAUCUAACAGAUCCUGGACUGUCUCCUGCCAUGAUUCCCGGGAAGUACCGCUCUGUUUCUGGCCGGGCUGCGAACAACGUGAACUGUGGGCUUCAUCUGGUUAUUCAAACAUCAUCGCUUCCUGAAAAAAGCAAAGUUGAAUUCAAGCUAAAUAAAGAAACACCAUCAUUCUCUGGUCGACUCUUGCAACAUGAUCUUGAAAGAAACUACUCAAGUAGGCAAGGUGAUCAUAUUCAUCUGGCGAGCUCAUCAAUGCCAUCGUUUCCCAUUCUGCAGCGUUCUUCUGAAGAGAAAAUUCUUUACUCAGACAGGUUGACCCUAGAAAGGCAAAAGCUGACUGUAUGUCCUAUCAUUGAUGGAGAAGAACACCUUCGUUUGUUGAACUUCCAACACAAUUUUAUAACUCGGAUCCAAAAUAUUUCUAAUCUACAGAGGCUAAUAUUCUUGGAUUUAUAUGAUAACCAAAUUGAAGAAAUCAGUGGGCUUUCUACUCUGAGAUCCCUCCGUGUCCUUCUGCUGGGGAAAAACAGAAUCAAGCAAAUUUCAAAUCUGGAGAACCUCAAAAGCUUAGAUGUCUUGGACCUUCAUGGAAAUCAGAUUACCAAAAUCGAAAAUGUCAGUCAUUUGUGUGAUUUGAGAGUUUUAAAUCUUGCUAGGAACCUUUUAAGUCACGUUGAUAAUCUUAAUGGGCUGGAUUCACUAACUGAACUUAACCUGCGACACAAUCAGAUCACUUUUGUGAGAGAUGUGGACAAUUUGCCCUGCCUCCAACGUCUGUUUCUCAGCUUCAACAAUAUCUCUACUUUUGAAAGUGUUUGCUGCCUUGCUGACUCUUCUUCUCUCUCAGACAUCACUUUUGAUGGCAAUCCAAUAGCUCAAGAGUCAUGGUACAAACACACUAUCCUUCAGAAUAUGAUGCAGCUGCGCCAGCUGGACAUGAAGAGAGUCACGGAAGAAGAAAGGCGUAUGGCAUCUGUUGUAGCCAAAAAGGAGGAAGAGAAGAAACGGGAAAGUCAUAAACAGUCCUUGCUUAAGGAGAAGAAAAGGUUAACAAUUAACAACGUAGCUCGAAAGUGGGACUUGCAACAGCAUCGAAUACCCAAUAUUGCUCCAAAUCAAGAUAGAAAAGUUUCUGACUCUUCUCAAGACCCUUCUCAGCUCCACGGAAGCACUGUCUCUGCAUUUCCAGAGGAAACAGGGUCUCUGGACUCAGGACUCACCAAUGAUUUACAGGGUUUAUCUGUCACAGAUACACACCUUGUUGAAGUGGAUGGGGACACACUUUCCCUGUAUGGCUCAGGAGCACUGGAAUCUCUAGAUCGGAAUUGGAGUGUUCAAACAGCAGGAAUGGUGACAACAGUGUCCUUCACUUUCAUAGAAUUUGAUGAAAUCGUCCAAGUGCUUCCCAAAUUGAAGAUUAAAUUUCCUAAUUCUCUGCACCUUAAAUUCAAGGAAACAAAUCUUGUAAUGCUGCAGCAGUUUAAUGCACUAGCUCAACUCCGCCGUGUCGACCAGUUGACAAUUGAUCCUCAAGGAAAUCCAGUUGUCAAUUUUACACUCUGGAAAUACUAUGUACUGUUUAGGCUGAGCCAUUUUAGUAUGCAGAAAAUAAAUGGAACAGAGGUGACGCAGAAUGAUAUGAUAAUGGCUGAAAGGCUCUUUGGAAUCUUAGCACAUGUCGCAUCUUCCGAGUUACCCCAGUACCGUAUGAUUUCAAUUCUGGGUGAUGCCAGAAAGAAGCAAUUCCGGUAUCUGCUAGAAACCAAAGGAAAAAAACCUGGUCUUGUCAAUGAAGAAAACAACGAUAGCAAAAGACUUGUAGGAGAAAACACAAACCGUGCUAUGCUAAAUUAUACCACGAGAGACUUUUAUAACGAAAGGCUAGAGGAAAUAAAGGAAAAAAAGAAAUUCUGCAAGAUGUAUAUGGAGGACCUUGUGAAGGAAGCCACGGAAAUCAACAUGAAAAACGAGGCUCUGCAGAAGCUUUGGCCGCAGAUGUUCAUUGAGCUUGUUAGGGACGCAGUCAUAGAAAUCCGCAAUAAAAAUUCCUACAUGAAGCUUUGCCUACAGCAGAUAACUGACCAAAACUAGAAAUGGCUUUUAGUUACAGUUGAUUUUAGCAGUUUUGUGUUUUUGAAGGUUGAAAACAAGUAGGUUAAACAUGUUGAAACAACACUAUCCUACAAACUAGAAAGCCUAGCAUCAAAGCACUAUUGCCUACUGUUCCCGUAGUUAAAGGUGAGGAAGGAAGGACAGAGAGAGGGAAGGGAGGGUUGGCUUCCUAUGUAAGCUGACCAAACAACCUCUGGGAACUAAGUGGCCCUGAGAGCUCACUGGGCGUUGCCCUGGCCCCGUGACUCCAGCUCUCGCUUCGCCUGGCGCCCCUGCUCUAGCCCAAAGCACGGAGUACUUGCUCAGGUUUCAGCAUGAGUUGCUUCUACCUACUUGCAGCUGGUAAUUUCCACUUAUUUGCCUUUUUAUUUUAUGUCAUGAUUUCAAAGCCAAAAAUACUUUCUUUUUUAUGAGUGAAGAAUAAACUUAUUAAUAAAUUAGUAAAAAAAAAAAAGUGUGUUUGCCUCCUU